AUAAGGAAGGAUUCCUUAGUGUGCAACACAAGAUAACAUUUUCUUAAAAAUCGCAGCAGUAAGUCUGUGAAGUGACUUUAGCACAUGUGUUGUUGUGAGUUGCUGAACUGUUUAUUAAACACACAAUGCAGGCUACCCGCGUGGAUAAUCAACAUGUUCUACUAACAUGAAGUGAGCACUUACAAGGAGAACAGGAAGUGCACCGUUUCCUGGGAUUUCGUCUGCUGCAUGUGAAGAGCACUUCCUUUCGCCCGUCGCUCGUUCACUUCGUCGAUAUGGAGGAUCACGCACUGUAUUCUGCACCAUCUACGCCAAGACCAACAGAUGGCAUGUCUCCCUCACCAUCUACGCCAACACCAGUUACUAGGCCUAUGUCUAAUACGGAAUGCACGUAUAAAAUGACUGAUUCCGAACUGCCAAACUUUGUGAAGUUAAGAGUGACAAACAGAGCACUUUUCACUGGGCGGAGAAAUUCAUCAAAACUUGCUUGGAGGACCAUUUUAAAAGAGAUGGGUCUUCAGGGAAAGAUGUCAGCCUGGCAAGGAAUGAAGAAAUGGGACAACCUUAAAAACCGAUACAAGGAACUGAAGAACCCGCCACCUGGAGUCACUGUAACACCUGAAUCGUGGCGCUGGUUCAAGCUCAUAGACGACGCCAUGGAGGGGAGGCUAGAUGGCAGCGCCAAGGUUUUAUCCAUCACGUCUGCAGUGACCAGCAACGACAACGAGUUCCUCCCCAGCCAGCGCCCUGGCAAGCGGCAGAGGUGCGUCACAGGAUACGAGGACGCAGUUGGCGGCGAGACGGAGCUUGUGGUGAACACAGACGACCUGUGGGGUGGCGCCUCGGGCGAGACACAGGAGUUUGAGUGCGACAGGCAGGAGAUCGAGCAGGAGAGGGCGCAGCUGGACAGCGACCGGGUGCUGGUGGAGAAAGAGAGGGAGGUGCUGGAGCGAGAGAGGAUGGUGAUGGAGCGCGAGAGGGCCGGCCUACAGAGGGAGCUGGCCGCAGUGGACCGAGACAGGGCCGCACUGGAAAGAGAGAGAGCGUCUGUGGAGAGAGACAGGGCGGCGCUGGAUUGGAAGACGGCCCAGCUGGAGAAGGAGAAUGCAAGGAUGGAGAGAGAAAAGCUAGAUCUCAGCAGAGAUAGAGUGGCAUUUAAGAAAGACAGUACAGUUCAAACAAACGGAGGACGAAGCGCGCCAGAGGAGAUUAAAGAAGUGGAACUUGACGCAGAGCAGCUGGAGAGGAGACAGAGGUUCCUUGACUUAUUUGAGAAACUAAUAGAAAAAUUCUAAUAACAGACCAAGCUCAAGGUCCUGUGUAGGGAACAAUAAAGCACAAUGAUCUGGCUUUCCUCCUAAUGGGAAAAAACCCCUUCAAGGUGCUAUGAAUAGAAAACAUGAAGGAAUUGCAUAGAACCUGAAAUGUUCUUUAUUAUUUUGCCACACAACACCAGCAGAUAUAUUUUGGGCACACAGCUUUGCUUAAAAUGUGGACCUUCCUAUAAAUGGUGAUUGAGCUGGAAAAAAAAACAUUUCCUUUGGUGCUACUGUCGUGUUAUGAUAACACUUUUUUUUUAUUGAGUAGAUUUUUUUAUUUGUAUUAUUGCUCUAUUUAAAGCAUGGACAUUUCAGAAUAGGACAGGACAUGUUGUAUCCUAUGCUUAUGCCAAACAAACGAUUUGAUAUUAAAAAUGUUGAGCCGUU
Messenger RNA from Clupea harengus (Atlantic herring), 1706 nucleotides. RefSeq lists its product as uncharacterized. Lineage: Eukaryota; Metazoa; Chordata; Actinopteri; Clupeiformes; Clupeidae. The record is from RefSeq and is a predicted model, not a curated record. Gene Ontology annotation, cellular component: cytoskeleton.